AAAACUUAGAUGUUGGAGAAAUUUAUAUUUUCAAGGAAUUAUUAUGGGAAGUUUCUAAAUUUUCAUAUGCAAAAACGUUUACUUGUGGGAGAAGCAAAACUGAGAUUGGUGAAUUGACAGUGGCGUCUGGAGUUUAACAAAGGCAGCGAAAAGGAUAAACUCUGGAGAAUUUUUUUUUUUUUUUGUUAGACAAAGGAAUCAGAAGAGGAAUAUUUGGUUUGGUCUUCUAAAAUUCUUUAUUCCUAUUCAAAUUCUAUACACCAAGGAGUGGCUCUACUUGCUUUUUCUACAAGUAGCCGUCUUCUUUAUCAAUCAUCAUCAUUAUCUUGUGCACAUAAAGAUAAAAUAGAUCAUUUCUUUGACUAUUCAAUCCCUUCUCUGUUCCUUCCAGAUUCAAGGCAAAUUAUCUCCUCUUCUGUGACUAUAAGUGUUUGAUGGGGGAUUCUUGUGAAAAUUCAAAUAGAGUUAAACUUCGAGAUGGAAGAUUCUUAGCUUAUAGAGAAAGUGGGGUUCCAAAGGAGGAAGCUAAGUACAAGAUCAUUCUUGUUCAUGGCUUUGGAAGCUCUAAAGACAUGAACUUCUCUGCCUCAAAAGAGCUUAUACAAGAGCUUGGAGUGUAUCUUUUAUUCUACAGCCGUUCUGGAUAUGGAGACUCGGAUGCAAACACCAAACGUUCCCUUAAAAGUGAAGUUGAUGACAUAGCAGAACUUGCAGAUCAUUUGGAGAUAGGACCUAAGUUUUACCUUAUUGGAAUCUCCAUGGGAUCUUACCCAACUUGGGGUUGCUUAAAACACAUACCUCACAGGCUAUCUGGUGUGGCUUUUGUUGCUCCAGUUGUAAACUAUCGGUGGCCAUCGCUUCCUAAGAAGCUUAUUAAGAAAGACUACAGGAGAGGUAUUAUCAGAUGGUGUUUAAGAAUAUCAAGAUUUGCACCUGGACUGUUACAUUGGUGGGUUGUACAAAAGGUCAUACCAUCAAACAGUUCGGUUCUUGAGAGCAAUCCAGUCUACUUCAACAGCCAUGACGUGGAGGUGCUCAAGCGAACCACCGGCUUUCCCAUGCUUACUAAGGAUAAGCUACGUGAAAGAAACGUUUUCGAUACACUAAGAGACGAUUUCAUGGCUUGUUUCGGGCAAUGGGACUUCGAACCAGCGGAUCUAAACAUCACACAAGAGAGCUCUGUCCACAUCUGGCACGGUAAGGAAGACAAAGUCGUCCCGUUUCAGCUUCAAAGAUGCAUUCUCCAGAAGCAGCCUUUGAUCAACUACCACGAGAUCCCUCAAGGCGGACAUCUCAUCGUCCACUACGACGGCACUUGCGACGCGAUCCUACGCUCUCUAUUGCUCGGUGAAGAACACAAAAUGUACAAACCAGUUCUUCAACUCAACGUUUGAAUUGAUGAAACAAACCAUGUACAAACAAAAAAAGAUUCUUGAUUCUUGAUUCAAAAGCGUAACAAUGACAAUUACAUUAUGUAUAAAAAGUGUGUGUGUUUGAAUGAA
Messenger RNA from Brassica rapa (field mustard), 1502 nucleotides. RefSeq lists its product as uncharacterized. Lineage: Eukaryota; Viridiplantae; Streptophyta; Magnoliopsida; Brassicales; Brassicaceae. The record is from RefSeq and is a predicted model, not a curated record.